Messenger RNA from Engraulis encrasicolus (European anchovy), 2820 nucleotides. It is a transcript of the gene eomesb, whose product is annotated as eomesodermin homolog b. Gene Ontology annotation, molecular function: RNA polymerase II cis-regulatory region sequence-specific DNA binding; DNA-binding transcription factor activity, RNA polymerase II-specific. The transcript has 6 exons. Gene Ontology annotation, cellular component: nucleus. The coding region runs from base 97 to 2199 and encodes 700 amino acids. The record is from RefSeq and is a predicted model, not a curated record. Lineage: Eukaryota; Metazoa; Chordata; Actinopteri; Clupeiformes; Engraulidae. Gene Ontology annotation, biological process: CD8-positive, alpha-beta T cell differentiation involved in immune response; regulation of transcription by RNA polymerase II; positive regulation of DNA-templated transcription.
CCGAGGUCUGCGGCAUGGAUGGAUGGCACAUGUGAAAGCACACUUGUCUUUCUCCUCUCUCUUCCCAGGUGUCGGUCGCUCGGUGUUAUUGCCUGAAUGAUGCAGCUAGGAGAAGGUCAACUUGACGAGACGUCCAUUAACGCACAGAAAGUAUUGUACGAUUCUUCAGACAAUAACAACAGGACUCAAUCCUCAAGCGAAAUACAUUUUCAUCUUUCACCUUCUCGACGUAAACACGAAGCGAAAAAGUUUUUAUCCCACGCUGAAAACCGCGAAAUGCUCGGAGAGGGACAGAGCGAUGCCAUAAUAUUGUCGAAGGACUCGGUCGACAACAGAAAAAGUUCUCUGACUACAGAGGAAGACCCAUCCGACGGCAGCAGGCAUAUCAUAAUUGACGGAAUUAGUCCGGAUCGUUAUUUUAUCUCACCGUCUUCAGCGCAAGACAUGAAUCCCUGCUCUCUGUUUCCCUACACGGGCUCUGAUGGCACCAGGUAUUCGGCGUCGUUACAUUACAGUUCCGUCCUUCCAUCUCCGGGGUUUUCUUCUCCGGUCUACUCCGGCCGUGGACAGUGCGGUUCGGGCUACCAGUUCGGUCAAAGUCCCGGUUGCCUCUACCCAUCCUACCAAGGGAGCGCACCCGGUGUUGGGUCCAUGUCACACGCUGGAACAGGCACCGGUCUGAGGGCGCAGGUGUAUCUCUGCAAUCGCGCUCUCUGGCUGAAGUUUCACCGACACCAGACUGAAAUGAUAAUCACGAAACAGGGCAGGCGGAUGUUUCCUUUUUUAAGUUUUAAUAUCACUGGUUUAAGGCUCAACGCACAUUACAACGUCUUCGUGGAAAUCGUUUUGGCCGACCCGAAUCACUGGAGAUUUCAGGGGGGCAAAUGGGUGACAUGCGGAAAAGCUGAUAACAACAUGCAAGGGAAUAAGGUGUAUGUGCAUCCGGAAUCUCCCAACACGGGCGCUCAUUGGAUGAGGCAAGAGAUCUCCUUUGGGAAGCUGAAACUGACAAACAACAAGGGGGCAAGCAGCACCAAUUCUCAGAUGGUCGUCCUCCAGUCUCUACACAAGUACCAGCCAAGACUUCAUAUUGUAGAAGUUGGGGAGGAUGGAGUGGAAGAUUUGAAUCGCGAAUCAAAGACUCAAACCUUCACAUUUCCUGAGAACCAGUUUAUUGCUGUGACCGCCUAUCAGAAUACUGAUAUCACACAGUUGAAGAUUGACCACAAUCCAUUUGCAAAAGGAUUCAGAGAUAAUUAUGACUCGAUGUACACAGCGGUGCCUGAGGGGGACCGUCUGACCCCGUCCCCGACCGACUCUCCGCGCUCCCACCAGAUCGUGCCCGGCGGCGCCCGCUACGCCAUGCAGCCCUUCCUGCAGGACCAGCUGGUGGCCAGCCAGAGCCGCUUCUACCACCACCAUCACCACGGCCACCACGGCCACGCGGGCGAGCGGGCGGUGCCCCAGACCGGCAGCCUGCUCUCCCCGCCACGGCAGCCCGAAGACAUGGCCUCCGCCUCGGCACAGCGCUGGUUCGUGUCUCCCGUGCAACAGGCUGGAGGUGGUGGUUCUGCUGCUGGUGGUGGUGGUGGGGUCGUCGUCAGCGGUGGUGGUGGUGGUGGUGGUGGUACCCCAAAGCUGGAGCUGGGCUCGUACGAGGGGGACUACUCGAGCAGCCUGCUGCCCUAUGGCAUCAAGCCUCUGCCCCUGCCCGCCUCCCACUCCUUCGGGUACUACUCGGACUCGGCCUUCGCCUCAGUGGCAGCCGGCUGGGGCUCGCGCAGCAUGGCCGACGCAGCGACGGCGGCGGCAGCGUCAGCGUACCAAAGAAAGGUGGCAACUGCCCUGCCAUGGUCGCCCAGGCCCAGCCCCACCCCUACGGGCUUCACCGACGACCAAAUGUGUGACAAGGACAAGGCCCGAGGCGGAGGAGGAGGAGAGGAGGGCACAGCAGGGGUGCAGACGCCAGCGUGGCUAGAGACCUCCUCAUCCCUGAAGGCUCUAGACGGGGGUGGCGAGGCCGGGGUUGGGGUGUACUCUGGGGGCUGCAAGCGGAGACGCCUCUCCCCAGACGGGUCCAGUGUGGAGGGCUCUCCGCCGGUGAAGGCAGAGGAGAUGGGCCCGCCAGAAAACCUGGCCAGAGAAACUACUCCGUCCUCCAAAGGCAUGGGCUAUUACGCGUUCUAUACAAGCACUUGAAAUUACUUUAGGCUUUCUGACAGUUAUCUGUGAGAAUUUUGGUCUCACACCAACUCCUUUUGUCAUUUCAUAAUUGUUCUACUACCAUGGUGUAUUUGUACAAGUUCUUUUGUAUGUGCAGCUGUUAUGAAAAUCCAGCGAAUCCAAAGUUUUUGAGGAGGAAGUUUCCUGCUAACAUGACUGUGUGUAUUCCAUGUAUCCUCUCCUCUUAUUUUAGAGCACCAUCACUUCAUAAUGUCUGAUGUUGUUCAUAGCCUGUUUUCACGGACAGGGUUUUAAUUUGUAGGACAUCAAUUUGUACAGUGUUCUGAGACAGAGUGUCCUUGUUCUUAAAUUGUGUUUCAUUCCAUGAAUUUAUGUACUGUAUGACUAGUAGCCGAAUAAAAGGUCUGGUGUGCUUUUAAAAGUUAUUUCCCCCGCACCCAUUAUGUUAAGUUACACAAAAAACGCAGUGAGUUAGUGGCGUUCAUUUAUCAUUAUUAACAUUGGAGAUUUUUUUUUCAGUUAUUUCGUUCUAGCGUCCUGGUACUUGCGCUCUCGUAAUGUUUGUUCGGGUGCCGUCCAACGGCAUGUAAAUGCAUUCAUUUUGGCCAACAUUAAUUAUUUUGAAAAUGAGUACAG